Messenger RNA from Pseudopipra pipra, 3798 nucleotides. It is a transcript of the gene CHFR, whose product is annotated as checkpoint with forkhead and ring finger domains. Bases 164 to 2200 code for a protein of 678 amino acids. Gene Ontology annotation, biological process: protein ubiquitination; mitotic cell cycle checkpoint signaling; ubiquitin-dependent protein catabolic process. Gene Ontology annotation, molecular function: ubiquitin-protein transferase activity; protein binding. The record is from RefSeq and is a predicted model, not a curated record. NCBI's taxonomy places the organism in Eukaryota, Metazoa, Chordata, Aves, Passeriformes, Pipridae. Gene Ontology annotation, cellular component: nucleus. The transcript is spliced from 18 exons.
GAACGGGGAGGGAGCGGGGACGGAGCGGGGGCACCGCGCCCCCGGGCAUCGCCCCUGCCCCGCGGGGGAGGGAGCGGACGGACGGACAGACAGACAGACAGACGGAGCCGGCUCAGCUCGCUCCCCGCCGGGCAGGGAGCGGCCCAGCGGGAUGUGAAUCCAAAUGGAGCGGUCGGAAGGAGGCGAGCAGAGCCAGCAGCCGCAGCCCUGGGGGAAGCUGACCCGGCUGGGCGCUGAGGGGGCAGAGCCGCACGUCCUGCUGCUGAAAAGGGAAUGGACCAUCGGGAGGAAGAAAGGUUGUGACUUAUCUUUCCCCGGCAACAAGUUGGUGUCUGGAGAUCACUGUAAAAUCAUAGUGGAUGAAGAAUCUGGUCGAGUGUCAUUGGAAGAUACAAGUACUAAUGGAACAGUAAUUAAUAAACAGAAAGUGGUUAAGAAGCAGACAUACCCAUUACAGACUGGAGAUGUGAUCUAUGUUGUUUACAGAAAAAAUGAGCCAGAGAACAAUGUUGCUUAUCUUUAUGAAUCCUUAAACACAAAAGGUGAUGCAACUCAAGAACCAGUAGAAGUUAAUGUAGAAAACCAAUGCCAUGUGACCAAAGAUACCUCAAGUACAGGAAGAAGUAAUGAUGAGACCCCAAUUACCUCAUCACAGUCAUCUACUCAGUCUUGCUAUGAGGAACCACAGCCAUCUACUUCUACAUCUAACCUCUUUAAUGCUUCUUCUACCUCUCUUAUUGAGUCUGCAUCUGUUCAGCAGGAUAAUCCAUCUACAUCUGGCUCACAAUCCCCAGUUGUCACUCCUGUGCCUGCUUUCUCCAUCUCAGAAUCUGGGUGUGUAAGAGCACUGCACAACAAACACGAAAAGCUGGAUAUGAAUGUUGAAACUUCUGCAAUCCCUUCAGAAAUCACUGACAAAGAAGAAGCAGAAUUGGAUUCUCAAAGAACAAGGGAGGAGGAAGGUUUGGAACCUGCAAAGAAGAAACUAAAAGGAGAUGAAGACACUUGUCCAGAUCUUUCACCAGCACCUCCAAGUGAAUGUAUAAUUAAAAUUGGCUCUGAAGAUGCAAAAACAUCAAAUGUGAAACCAGAUAAGAUGGAAGAAACAUUAACUUGCAUUAUCUGCCAAGAACUGCUGCAUGACUGUGUAAGCUUGCAGCCCUGUAUGCAUACUUUUUGUGCUGCCUGCUACUCAGGGUGGAUGGAAAGAUCUUCCCUAUGUCCAACUUGUCGUUGUCCAGUAGAACGUAUUUGUAAAAAUCACAUAUUGAACAACUUGGUUGAAGCUUAUCUGAUUCAGCAUCCAGAUAAGUGUCGCAACGAGGACGAUGUUCGCAGCAUGGACGCGAGAAACAAAAUCACUCAAGACAUGUUGCAGCCCAAGGUGCGCAGGUCUUUUUCAGACGAGGAGGGAAGUUCUGAAGACUUAUUGGAGUUGUCAGAUGUAGACAGCGAAUCUUCAGAUAUCAGUCAACCAUAUAUAGUGUGCAGACAGUGCCCAGGGUAUCGAAGACACUCUGUUCCAACUGUGCCUGGCACAGGCCAGGAGACAGAGGCAGGAGGAAUGCAGGCACUGGGGGAUGCACCAUCAACAUCUGCCAACUUCCCUGCAGCUGUCCAGGAAUAUGUGUGUCCUGCUCAAGGAAGUCAUGUAAUAUGCACCUGCUGCUUCCAGCCCAUGCCUGACCGCAGAGCAGAGCGGGAGCAGAAUCCUCAUGUUGCUCCUCAGCAAUGUACAGUUUGUCUGCAACCCUUCUGUCACUUGUACUGGGGCUGCACUCGGAUGGCAUGUUUUGGCUGUUUGGCACCAUUCUGUGAAAUAAAUCUUGGUGAUAAGUGUUUAGAUGGAGUCCUAAAUAACAACCACUACGAGUCAGAUAUCCUAAAGGAUUACCUGGCAUCCAGGGGUCUGACAUGGAAAAACAUGUUAAAUGAAAGCCUCUUAGCUCUUCAAAGAGGAGUUUUUAUGUUGUCAGAUUACAGAAUUACUGGGAACACAGUGCUUUGCUACUGUUGUGGCCUUCGCAGCUUCCGAGAACUCGCCUACCAGUACAGGCAGAAUAUUCCUGCUGCUGAACUGCCAGUGACUGUCACGUCCCGUCCCGACUGCUACUGGGGGCGCAACUGCCGAACUCAGGUCAAAGCACAUCAUGCCAUGAAAUUCAAUCACAUUUGUGAGCAAACACGAUUCAAGAACUGAAUACCUGUAGUCUGUAGAGGGUGGACAAAACCCUCUUACACUGCUUGUACAGUUUAAGGUUUCAGGGGAUCUUCUCAGUUCCCCCAUAGCAGGGAAUCAAUGAUUUUUGCAUCAGGUAGUCUGAUGUGAAAUUUUUAAUUUGUAGAAUUUUACAGCUGUACAUGAAUAAGGUAGAUUUUUUUUUUUUUCCCAAGAUAGUCCAGCAGGCAUUGCAUUCCAUCCUCAUGACUACAGUGUCCCUGUGUCACUUCAGUGAAGAACACGAACAGAAAUCACCCACACAAAACCCAGCCAUAUCUUGGGAUGACCUAAGAAUAAGGAGUGUAUUUGCACUACUUGUGGAGAAACUAAGGAAAAUCGUUAGACUUAAAAUAGAGAAGUUUUGUAAAAGUAUCUGAUGGGUAUUUCAAGAGCCAUUAAUAUUUAAGAAGGAAAUUGUCAGUGGAUAUUUGUAACUGCAUUUUGUGGUAGUCUGAUCUUUCGUUGCUGCCCAUUGCAUUUGGGCUGGAAACCACAUGAAUGCUCAUUCAAAAAAAUCCAUCCAUUAAACAGCUGUUUCAACUUAAAGCUCCUACCAUAUGUGCAGUGUUACAGUGGAAGUAGGACAGUUUCUUUUCUUAGUUUAGACAUGUUGAUGUUUUUAUUCACAUGAAAUUACAAAAAGAAUUGCACAAAAGUUUGAAAAUCACGUUUAAAGUUGGGGUAAUACUUGAAGCAGAACAGACUUCUGCUACUAUUACUUCUGUAUUGUUUUAUAUCAGAAGACCAAACAGUGCUUUUGACAUAGAGCAGCCAGUAGGACACACUGGUUCCUUUUUUUGUAUUUCUUUUUUGUUUUGAUACCGUGUGCUAAAUAUGUACCUCUGCAAUGCAGCUGUUCUCUAGCAUGCAUACACUGGUGAAAAUGUAGAAAAAGCUAUAAUUUAAAACAGAAUAUAGCAGCUUUACUGGAAGGAACAAUCUUACACAAAAUAAGUCAGUUUGGACAAAUUGUAGCAAUAUGGAGGCAUUUCUGGAUAGGGGUAGAGAUAGGGAUGAUGAAGGGGAACACUGGUGUCACUGACAUAAUAAAUGUAGAUAUUUUUUUUUCAUGCCUUCUGCAGAGCUCAUUCAGGAGAUGUCCCAAGUGUCAUUAAAAAUAAGAAAAAUCCCCCUCCUCCCCCUCCCCCCAAAUUGAUAUGAUCUAAUCUGGUUCAUCAUAAUCUGAUUUAUAAUGUUGACAAGCCUCAACUGGGACCAAUUUUUCCUUUUACAUCACACCUAGAAGAGUGAAGCAGAAUGAGAAGAAAGCAUACAAAGUUACCUCUGUAGAUACCAUGUUGUUUUUGAGUAUGCCUUAUUUUAUGAGCAGGAUUUAUACUUGGGUGUUAAAAAGUGCACACACGAUAUCUUGUGAUAUAACGGAGCACAAAUGAUGCAGCACAUCGUGUCUGCUGGUUGCAAUGAAUUAAACAACUAUUUCCAGCAAUGCACAUGUUAAUAUGAAUGCUAAUUAGAAUUAUGUCUUUCUGUUCAGAUUUUUAUUUUUUAAAAUAGCUGUUGCAAGGCUGGGUCUGUUGACCAUGCCUGUAUGCUAAUAAAAUACACUUUGGCGUGGA